UGCUCCGACCUCUGCCGCCCCUGCGGACCCACCCCGCUGGCUAACAGCUGCAACGAGCCCUGUGUCAGGCAGUGCGAGGACUCCCGCGUCGUCAUCCAGCCUUCCACCGUGGUGGUCACCCUGCCAGGACCCAUCCUCAGCUCCUUCCCCCAGAGCACCGCCGUCGGAUCCUCCUCAUCGGCUGCCGUGGGCAACGUCCUCAGCUCCCAGGGAGUGCCCGUCUCCUCCGGAGGCUUCGGCUUCGGCUACGGCUACGGCUUGGGCGGCCUGGGCUGCUUCGGCGCCGGGAGAGGCUGCUACCCCUGCUAAGGGCCCUUGACACACGAGCUCAACAUCAACGGCUCCUCCUCUCUAUGCAUUAAAUAAGGAAGCAAGGAUGGGGUAGCUGCGCUUUCCUGGAAACAUGACCCAUGUACCUCCUCCUGUUC
Molecule: messenger RNA, 428 nt
Organism: Tyto alba (common barn owl)
Lineage: Eukaryota; Metazoa; Chordata; Aves; Strigiformes; Tytonidae
Product: feather keratin-like
Exons: 1
Cellular component (GO): intermediate filament
Molecular function (GO): structural constituent of cytoskeleton
Source: RefSeq, a predicted model, not a curated record